AUGCCUUGGAACCACUCUGUUACUCAAGAUUUCGCUUUGUUCACAAGACCCAAGAGAGCAUGCAUGUUCUCCAAGGUUGUCACAUUCUCCGACCCGUUUCAGUCACAUAGAAGAAAAGUGUUUUCUGGGUGUGGUUUAGGUGUUGGAACUUCUCUGGUUUUGUUAACAACGCUUCUGAUACUUCAGAGUCUCAAAAACUGUGACAUCUUUGAUGGAAAGUGGGUAAGAGAUGAUUCAAAGCCAUACUAUCCUUUAGGUUCUUGUACCCUCAUGGAUAGAGAUUUUGAUUGUCACCGUAAUGGGAGACCAGAUGAUGAAUAUGUUAAAUGGAAGUGGCAGCCAAAUGGGUGCAACAUUCCAAGUUUGAAUGCAACUGAUUUUCUGGAGAGGUUGAGGGGACAGAAGCUUGUUUUCGUGGGGGAUUCGCUGAACAGGAACAUGUGGGAGUCCCUGGUCUGUAUACUCCGUAAAAGCAUUAGAAACAAGAAACAUGUUUUUGAAAUUUCAGGGAGAAUUGAAUUUAAGAAGAAGGGUGUCUAUUCUUUUAGAUUUGAGGAUUAUAAUUGUUCAGUGGAUUUUGUUGUUUCACCAUUCAUUGUUCAAGAGUCAACUUUCAAAGGCAAAAAUGUGUCAUUUGAGACAUUAAGAUUGGAUUUGAUGGACCAGAAAACUACCAGGUAUCAGGAUGCUAAUAUCAUAGUCUUCAAUACUGGCCAUUGGUGGACCCAUGAAAAAACAUCAAAAGGAGAAAAUUAUUAUCAAGAAGGAAACCAUGUAUACCCAAGACUCGAGGUUCAGGAUGCAUAUACGAGGGCUUUGACCACAUGGGCUAGAUGGGUUGACCGAAAUAUUGAUGCCAAUCAAACUCAGGUUUUCUUCAGAGGAUACUCAUCAAGCCAUUUCUGGGGUGGGCAAUGGAAUUCAGGAGGACAGUGCCACAAAGAAACUGAGCCAAUAUUUGAUGAGUCUUACUUACAAAAGUAUCCUUCAAAAAUGAGGGCUCUAGAACUUGUCAUCCAAAAUAUGAAAACCCCAGUGACAUAUAUGAACAUAACUAGGCUCACAGAUUACAGAAAAGAUGGGCAUCCUGCAAUAUACAGAAAGGGGUAUAAGACAUCAAUGGAGCAGAAAUCUGCUGCACCACUAUAUGAAGAUUGCAGCCACUGGUGCUUGCCUGGGGUACCAGAUACUUGGAAUGAAUUGCUAUAUGUUUCUCUCUUAAAACAUGGAAAGGGGACUUGGAAAAGCUGAGCAAAAGUCCUUAUAAUCGUUCC
Messenger RNA from Gastrolobium bilobum, 1274 nucleotides. RefSeq names its product protein trichome birefringence-like 2. The transcript is spliced from 7 exons. The record is from RefSeq and is a predicted model, not a curated record. Lineage: Eukaryota; Viridiplantae; Streptophyta; Magnoliopsida; Fabales; Fabaceae. The coding region runs from base 1 to 1251 and encodes 416 amino acids. Gene Ontology annotation, molecular function: O-acetyltransferase activity. Gene Ontology annotation, cellular component: Golgi apparatus.